AUGUCGCGGCGGGUGCACGGUGAGGAGCUGGAUGAGCUGCACUGCCAGGACACAGAUUCAGAUGUGCCAGAGCAGAGAGACAGCAAGUGCAAGGUCAAAUGGACCCAGGAGGAGGACGAGCAGCUGAGGACCCUGGUGAAGCAGUUUGGACAGCAAGACUGGGAGUUCCUGGCCAGCCACUCUCCUAACCGCACCGACCAGCAGUGCCAGUACCGCUGGCUGAGGGUCUUGAAUCCAGACCUCGUCAAAGAGCCAUGGACCAAAGAGGAGGACCAGAAGGUCAUCGAGCUGGUCAAGAAGUACAGCACGAAGCAGUGGACGCUGAUCGCCAAGCACCUGAAAGGCUGGCCGGGCAAGCAGUGCCGUGAGCGCUGGCACAACCACCUCAACCCCGAGGUGAAGAAGUCCUGCUGGACGGAGGAGGAGGACUGCAUCAUCUGUGAGGCCCAGAAGGUGCUGGGCAACCGCUGGGCCGAGAUCGCCAAGAUGCUGCCGGGGAGGACGGACAAUGCUGUGAAGAAUCUCUGGAACUCUACUGUCAAGAGGAAGGUGGACACGGGAGGCUUCCUGAGUGAGUCCAGGGACAGCAAGCCCCCCCUGUACUUGCUGCUGGAGCUGGAGGACAAGGACGGCCGCCUGAGUGCCCCCUCCUCGGAAGGCCAGGGAAGUGCCGUGACCAGCUGGCCCCCGGCAUUCCCUGCCCUGAAGGAAGAAGAGAGCAGCGAGGAGGAGGUCGCGGCGGCCGCCCCCGCCCAGGAGCAGGAGCCCGUCCCCGCGGAGCUGGACGGAGUGCAGACCCCGGAGCCCCGGGGGGACUUCCCCAAGCGUGAAGACCAGGAAGGCUCCUCGCCGGAGACCAGCCUGCCGUACAAGUGGCUGGUGGAGGCUGCCAACCCCCUCAUCCCGGCUGUGGAGUCCGGCCUCUCGGAAGCCCUGGACUUGAUCGAGUCGGACCCCGAUGCGUGGUGUGACCUGAGGAAGUUUGACCUCCCCGAGGAGCCGUCGGCCGAGGGCAGUCUCGUGGGCAGCCCGGGGCAGCCCCAAGCCUGGCAGCAGCAGCAGCCCGCGCCGCCCCGGCCAGCCGCCGCCGCGGCACCCAGCGUGACCGAGCACCGCCUGGACGGCCACACCAUCUCCGACCUGAGCCGUGGCAGCCGGGGCGAGCUGAUCCCCAUCUCCCCCAGCACUGACGUGGGGGGCUCGGGCGUGGGCACGCCGCCCUCCGUGCUCAAGCGGCAGAAGAAGAGGCGUGUCGCCCUGUCCCCUGUCGUGGAGAACAGCGCCGGCCUGUCCUUCCUGGACUCCUGCAGCAGCCUCACCCCGAAGAGCACGCCCGUGGUGGUCACCACGCAGCUGCCCCGGGACAAGGCGCCGCUGCACCAGAAACACGCUGCAUCUGUUACCCCAGAUCAGAAGUGCUCCAUGGACAACACUCCCCACACACCGACCCCGUUCAAGAACGCCUUUGAGAAAUACGGACCACUAAAGCCCCUGCCCUAG
This is a messenger RNA of Rangifer tarandus platyrhynchus (Svalbard reindeer), 1500 nucleotides long. Lineage: Eukaryota; Metazoa; Chordata; Mammalia; Artiodactyla; Cervidae. The record is from the annotation of a GenBank genome assembly.